Podospora anserina S mat+ is the source of this 849-nucleotide messenger RNA. RefSeq lists its product as uncharacterized. The record is from RefSeq and is a predicted model, not a curated record. Bases 1 to 849 code for a protein of 282 amino acids. Lineage: Eukaryota; Fungi; Ascomycota; Sordariomycetes; Sordariales; Podosporaceae. The transcript has 4 exons.
AUGCCAAUCCGCAACCCCUUUGCGCGCCGUCCCGGUGUCAUCGUCACCGCUCAUGAUGAAAACUCACGACCGGGGUCGGCGGCCGGGAGUGUGAAGGAAAGUGUGCUGUCGCCGGGUUUUGAAAGGGUAGAUACUGUUGGGUCAAAGGCAUCGUCGGCGUUCAGCAUUCGCAGCAGCAGGAGGAGCCAGGACACAGGGGAAUACAAGAUGAGCGUGGUCGAUGAUAGUGGAAUUUACCUUCCUCCAUCUCCCACUGAAAAGGAAGCUACCUGGCCACGCCGGUACCUCUCCCGAACCUCCAGCGACAGAAGCAGCCGGGAUGGCUCGGGUGACAUUGAGCACUUCCCUAUCUCGAGGGAAUCAUUCGAUUCUUACCGCCGCUCCUUUGACAUCUCCGCCAGAAGCUACAUUACCGACCCUGCGCCACGCCAAUCCCUCGAUUCCUCCGCCCGCUUCCCCCGCAUGAUGCACACGCGCUCAUCGCUCCUAAGCCGGGAACCACCUACCCCGGAAGAGGGUUUUGAGGAUGUUGGGCUAGGUGGUGAAUCCAAGACCACAGCGCAGCACCAGCACCAGCAGCAACACCAGCACCAGCAACAAGCCGAACAGACACAGACUCCAGCGUUGCCGAAGAAGAAGGGGCUCUUUGCGAGAUUUGGAUCUGAGCACACCCAUGAGACGACCGAUGCAGCGCAUACUGCGAACAGCAACGCGACGUCAUCAUGGAGUUUCCUGCCUGGGGCGUCGAGAAAGAGGGCGCAGAGCGGGCAGGGAGCGGAGUUGGGGGCCAUGCCUUUCCCUGUUGAUAGGUCGGGGGCGAAUGGGGGUGCGGUUGAGGUUGAUGCUUAA